Messenger RNA from Ilex paraguariensis (yerba mate), 762 nucleotides. NCBI's taxonomy places the organism in Eukaryota, Viridiplantae, Streptophyta, Magnoliopsida, Aquifoliales, Aquifoliaceae. The record is from the annotation of a GenBank genome assembly.
AUGGUAAAAGUAGCAAAACGUUUGCUCAUAAUGAUGAAGGUUGUGAAUAUGGCUGGGCCUUAUGAUUCUUUGAAAGAUGUUGCUUUGAAACUGUUGCAAAACAAAGUUGCGACAGUUCCUAUUAUUCACUCUUCUUCACAGGAUGUCUCAUUUCCGCAGCUGCUACAUUUGGCUUCUCUAGCUGGAAUCCUAAAAUGUAUUUGCAGGCAUUUUAGACAUUCUUCUAGCUCCUUGCCCAUUCUUCAACAUCCAAUUUGUUCUAUCCCUUUAGGUACAUGGGUUCCAAAUAUUGGGGAAUCAAAUGGACAGCCAUUUGCAACAUUGAGACGUAAUGCCUCUCUUAGUGCUGCCCUUUCUCUGUUAGUUCAAGCUGAAGUUAGUUCAAUACCAAUAGUGGAUGACAAUGACUCACUGCUCGAUAUAUAUUGUCGAAGUGACAUCACAGCUUUGGCAAAAGACAAGGCAUAUGCGCAAAUUCACCUUGAUGAAUUGAGCAUUCAUCAGGCACUCCAACUGGGACAAGAUGUGAGUUCUCCUUCCAACGGGCAGAGAUGUCAGAUGUGUUUGCGAUCCGAUCCUUUGCACAAAGUGAUGGAACGGCUAGCAAUUCCUGGGGUUAGGAGACUCGUGAUUGUGGAGGCUGGGAAACAGCUGGCUUUUUUAGGAAGGGGAAACUGGCGAAGAGUUACGAAACUGUUGGCGUCACCUAUGCUGUUGACGGCUGUGGUAAAAAGUGGGUUGAUGGCUCGUGUUUUUUCUUAA